Messenger RNA from Gopherus evgoodei (Goodes thornscrub tortoise), 1743 nucleotides. It is a transcript of the gene NME5, whose product is annotated as NME/NM23 family member 5. The record is from RefSeq and is a predicted model, not a curated record. Bases 934 to 1569 code for a protein of 211 amino acids. The transcript is spliced from 8 exons. Gene Ontology annotation, molecular function: nucleoside diphosphate kinase activity. NCBI's taxonomy places the organism in Eukaryota, Metazoa, Chordata, Testudines, Testudinidae. Gene Ontology annotation, biological process: negative regulation of oxidative stress-induced intrinsic apoptotic signaling pathway; spermatid differentiation; UTP biosynthetic process.
GUGACUUGUCUGUGAUUGGAAGCUUCCCCCCGCCCGCCCCAGUCAAACGCACAGGCUGUGUCUGCACAGCUAGUGCUCUACCUGUGCUGCUGUAGCAUAGAUGCUCCCUACAUCAGCAGAAGGGGGCUUUCCGCUGGGGUAGAUAUAAUCUACCUCUUCAAGAGGGAGUAGCUGGCUGUGUCUACACUAGGGGUUAAGUCAACCUAACUACUCUGCACUGAGUGAAAAAAUGUCCACACCCCUGAGGGCUGUAGUUAUGCCUAAAUUUUAGGUGUAGACCUGGCCUGAGGCAAAGUGACUUAUCUAAGGUUACUUCUUAUUCCAGGCCAGUGGCAGAGCUGGGACUAGAACCCAGCCUUUCUGAGUCCCAAUCCAGUGCUCUGGCAGGUUUUGCAAUCAGGAGGACCAGAAAUGUUUUUUUCUAAACAGAACCUUAGAUUCUGAUGUUAUCAUGUGACAGUGGGAGCUAGAGCCCAUGCUUUAAUCUGGCUCUCCCAAGAGUGCAGCUGAAUCUCACUGAGAAAAAACCAAGCCUGAGAAGUCCAGGAAAGCCCAUGUGAUCAUAUUUUCAACAUCUGCACAGUCUGUUGUCCUUGGUAUCCCAUUCUGGCAUCUCAUGACGGUGGAGCUUGGCUUUUGGGCAGAGCUUCAGAGGAUAAGACUAUGAAGACAACGUGUGAAGUGCAGCAUGAGAAAGUCCAAGUUAACUGGCUGAACCUUUGGAUGCAAUUGCCGUCUCAUUGGUCAAUGCAGGAUUCUCUUGGAAACUAAAAACAGACAUCUCCAGAAAUGCUUCUGGAAGCUGCAAGCAGGAGGAAUAGCAUAAAUGCCAUCAUGGGAACACAGAUCGUAAGAAGAAAAAGAGAUUAUCGGACAGUGCCAGAACGAGGGUGAGUAAGGGAGAAGCACUGGAAUUUUAAUCUUGAAGCAAAGAUGCAAGCGUUAAUGCCUGAGCCUCAGAUUUGUGUAGAAAGAACCCUAGCCCUCAUCAAACCAGAUGUAAUUGACAAAGAAGAAGAAAUAGAAGAUAUAAUUCUCAGAUCAGGAUUCACCAUUGUUCAGAAACGAAAGCUCCAACUAAGCCCAGAGCAAUGCAGCAACUUUUAUGCAGAUCAAUAUGGCAAAAUGUUUUUUCCUAAUUUAACAGCAUAUAUGAGUUCUGGGCCUUUAGUUGCUAUGGUUCUUGCCAGACAUAAUGCUAUCGCUUACUGGAAAGAGUUGAUUGGACCAUCAAACAGCAUAAGAGCUAAGGAAACACAUCCUGACAGUUUAAGAGCAAUCUAUGGGACAGAUGAUCUGAGGAAUGCAGUUCAUGGCAGUAUCCGAUUUUCCUCAGCAGAAAGAGAAAUUCGAUUCAUGUUUCCUGAAGUGAUUAUUGAGCCAAUUCCAGUUGGACAAGCUGCUAAGGAUUACCUGAACCUUUAUGUCAAUCCUACACUACUAGCUGGGCUCACCGAGCUUUGUAAGCAUAAACCAGCAGAUCCAUUGAUUUGGUUUGCUGAUUGGUUGAUAGAACAUAAUCCCAAUAAACCUAGGCUACAGCAGCAGAUGACCGUGGAAGAACCUUAAGGAUGAAAGUCCAAUGGAGAUUUUGUCAAACGCUAUCAGAUAAGAUGCUUAUUAGUAUCAUUUUAAGUGUAUCCUUUGAAUUUGUAAUGACAUUACAUGAAAUAAAUGUUAGUGUUAUAACCAACUAUAAAUUGACUAGUAAUCUUUGGAUAAGUUGAACUAGUAAUUAUUUGU